Molecule: messenger RNA, 3265 nt
Organism: Heteronotia binoei (common prickly gecko)
Lineage: Eukaryota; Metazoa; Chordata; Lepidosauria; Squamata; Gekkonidae
Gene: FAM120C
Product: family with sequence similarity 120 member C
Cellular component (GO): nucleus
Source: RefSeq, a predicted model, not a curated record
CCAUGGGGGUGCAAGGCUUCCAGGAGUUCGUGGAGAAGCGCUGCCCGGGGGCCGUGGUGCCGGUGGACCUGCUCAAGCUGGCCCGGGCCAUGGCAGGCCGCGCAGGCCUGCCUACUGCGCCGCCUUCCAGCCCCCCUACCCCGCCGGAGCCGCCCCGGCACCCGCCGGCCUUGCCCCUGCUGGUGGACGCGGACUCGGCCUUGCAGCGCCUCUACGGCGGCUACCAGACGGACUGGGUGUGCGGGGGCCAGUGGAACGCCAUGCUGGGCUACCUGGCCGCCCUCUCGCAAGCCUGCCUCUACCAGGGCGGCCUCGAGCUGGCCGUCAUCUUCAACGGCGGCCUGGGCAAGGAGAGGCUGCCCGAGUGGGGCAGGAAGGCCCAGGCCGAGAGGCAGACCGCGCAGCUCAUCGCCGGCCAUGUGGGCAACAAGGGGACCCCGCCGCCCCGAGCCUGGUUCCUGCCGCCCGCCUGCUUGGGACACUGCAUUCGCCUGGCCAUGAUCCGGUUCAGGGUCAAGGUCUUCCAGAGCCUGGAGGACCAUCAUCAGGAAGUGGUCUCCUUCUUCCGAGAGAAUGGCUUCCACGGGCUGAUCGCCCACGACUCAGAGUACGCCCUCUGCAACAUCCCCUCCUAUUACAGCUCCCACGCCCUCAAGCUGAGCUGGAACGGCAAGAACCUCACCACCAACCAGUUCCUCAUGCAAGAGGUGGCCAAGCAGCUGGGCCUCAAACUGGGCAGCUUCCCCAUCUUUGCUGCUCUGCUCGGUAACCACAUCCUCCCAGACGAGGACCUGGCGGCCUUCCACUGGAGCCUGCUUGGACCAGACCACCCACUGGCUUCACUCAAGGUGCGUGCCCACCAGCUGGUCCUGCCGCCGUGUGACGUGGUCAUCAAGGCCGUCUCCGAGUAUGUCGGCUCCAUCAAAAACCCCUCGAACUUGGAUGUGAUCGGGAGAGACGUCUUCAAACACUCCCAGUCCAGGACCGAAGAUAAAAUCGAGCGCUUCAAGAAAGCCGUAGAAUAUUACUCGGUGGCCACGAAGGUGCCCCCUACGCCGGCGGGCCAGUCCCCGUAUGUUCUCCCAGGUUUUGGGCCCAACCAUUUUGGAGGGCCGGCACCGAUGAAUCGCAACCCGAUGGUCCCGCUUCCUUCAGGGAAGGCCAUGUUUGCACCCCAGGUAGGGCCCAAGAUGCAGUACCAACCACCUGCCCCACACGGCGGCGUUGGCACUUCCUCGUCUUUCCUCCCCGGCUCCGGCUCCAAUUUUCUCUUCUCUCCUCACGGCCUGGCGGACGCAGCUCCUUUCCACGAGGACCUGGCCUCGAAGGGCGGACACUUCAACAACUGGCCCAUGCCUUACGACUGCUGCCCUCCCAAGUUCCCCAACCACCACCUGAGCUCUAAGCCUUCUCCAUCGUCCGGACCGGGGUCUUCGCCCUCCUCCUCCUCAGAUGGGGAAGAACACAACGGAGCCAACUCCAACCAUGUGUCCGAAGCAGCGCCCCGCAAACACGGCUGGGAAGAUUCCGGGGGUGAAAAGAUGACGAACCAGGGGUGGGGCCAGCCGCCCGGCAGCUCCGGCAACUCGGAGAGGAACCACAGCGGGCCUGAGGCCCACAUCCCCUCGCUGCUCUCCAUGGCGACCCGCAACCACAUGGACAUCACCACCCCGCCCCUGCCCGCCGUUGCCCCCGAAGUGCUUCGCGUGGCCGAGCACCGGCAUCGCCGGGGGCUUAUGUACCCUUUCAUCUACCACGUCCUCACCAAGGGUGAGAUCAAGGUCCCCGUGUGCAUCGAAGACGAGUGCAACAGCGAACUGCCACCCGCAGCUGUCCUCUUCCGGGCCGCCCGGCAGUACGUCUACGGCGUCCUUUUCAGUGUGGCCGAGACGCAGCGGCGGAUGGAGCGUCUGGCUGUGCGCAAGCGCAUCCCUGUGGAAACUCCUCCCAUCAUUGUCAAGGAGUGGUCGGCCUACAAGGGGAAAUCUCCUCAGACUCCAGAGUUGGUCUCGGCCCUGGCCUUCCGGGAGUGGACCUGCCCCAACCUCAAGAAGCUGUGGCUCGGCAAAGCGGUGGAGGACAAGAACCGGCGCAUGAGGGCCUUCCUGGCCUGCAUGAAGUCGGACACGCCCGGCAUGCUCAAUCCCGCCAAUGUCCCCACGCACCUGCUGCUGAUGUGCUGCGUGCUCCGGUACAUGAUCCAAUGGCCUGGAAGUCGGAUUCUGCACAGACACGAGUUGGAUGCCUUCCUGGCCCAGGCCGUGUCUGCUCAGCUCUAUGAGCCAGAUCAGCUUCAGGAACUAAAGAUUGAGAAACUGGAUGUCCGCGGGGUUCAGCUGGCCGCUCUGUUUAUGAGUGGGGUGGACACGGCCCUCUUUGCCAAUGAUGCUUGCGGCCAGCCUGUGCCCUGGGAGCACUGUUGCCCGUGGAUCUACUUUGACGGGAAGCUCUUCCAGAGCAAGCUGAUCAAAGCCACGCGGGAGAAGGCGCCUCUCAUCGACCUCUGUGACGGACAGAGCGAGCAAGUCUCCAAAGUGGAAAAGAUGAGGCAGAGCAUCCUGGAAGGCAUCAAUUUCAACCGCCAGGCUCCGCCCCCUCUCCUCCCCCCUCCUCCCUUCAUGUCCUCAAUGGCCCCAGCCUUUUAUCCGAUGCCUGUCUACCCUCGCACGAUCGGCUCUGUUCCACCACCAGCCCCUGGAAGGACGAGAGGCUUCACAGGCCUCCAUCCGAUCCCACCCCAAGGAGGCAAACUGGAGAUCGCUGGCAUGGUGGUGGGCCAGUGGGCUGGCAGCAAACCGUCCCGGGGCCAAGGUUCCUUCGGCAUGCAGGUGGUGUCGGUGGGAGGUCCGGGGAAAGGCCGUGGCCGUGAUAACUCUGGGAAGAUCUCCAAAGGAAACAAAAAAGUCAACAAACAAGGCUCUACCGAUGGAGCAGCAAAGACGCCGGAGUUCAACAGCAGCGGCGGCGGCGGCCUCCCUCAGUCCCAGGUGAACGGGAAUGGGGGCACCACCACUCCUGCGGGCGAGGACCCGGGGCUCGGAGCCUGCCCCUCAGCCCCCUCACCCUGUGCCUUAGCCAGAGACGCUGAUUCGUGCAAUAACAAUAGCCCGUUCUUUGGGACGCUGAGCGGGGAUCUUGAAGAGGGCCCGGAAAGCAAGCUUCCCUUCCCAGCUCUGCAGAAAGAGGAGUGAACAGAUGCCGCCGUGGGUCCAGUUGGGGUGGUGACAGAAAGGGCGUGGGGGGGAGAGAAAGGGAGAAAGUUGUG